AUGGGCGACUAUGGCGGCGCCGUACUCACGACGGCCGCUCUGACGUAUGCGUCGAUCCAGCUGCGUCGCGGCAGCCGCCAGCAGUUCCAGUCGGCCCUGCGCUGGCGCGUGGUGUUCCAGACACUCACUGUCGGCACGGCCGCGCUCAGUCUGCUGUACAUGAAGCCGCCCGGCUCGCGCAUCCCGCCGCCCGGCCCUGAUGGCAAGCCACAGAAGCUAGAGCCGUGGAACCCCGAGAAGCUGGAGCGCCGCGCCAACGAGACAGAGGCCGAGUGGCGCGCGCGCUUUGCUGCCGCACAGAGCCGCGACGAGCGCGAGGAGGAGGCGCUUCGACGCAUGGUCGACGAGGCGCUCCGUCAGCGCGAGGCGGCCGCGGCCGCGCCACCCGCCGCCACGAACGAGGCGCCCGCCGAGGCGCCUGCGCCCCGCACCAUGCCCCGCAUCGGACAAGACAAGCGUGCAUGGACAUUCACUAGAUGA
Molecule: messenger RNA, 480 nt
Organism: Malassezia sympodialis ATCC 42132
Lineage: Eukaryota; Fungi; Basidiomycota; Malasseziomycetes; Malasseziales; Malasseziaceae
Gene: RCF1
Exons: 2
Coding region: 1-480 (159 amino acids)
Biological process (GO): mitochondrial respirasome assembly
Cellular component (GO): mitochondrion
Source: RefSeq, a predicted model, not a curated record